AUGUCUGGUAGAGGAAAAGGCGGAAAAGGAUUAGGAAAGGGAGGCGCUAAGCGUCACAGAAAGAUCUUAAGAGAUAACAUUCAAGGUAUCACCAAGCCAGCUAUUAGAAGAUUGGCUAGAAGAGGUGGUGUUAAGCGUAUUUCUGCUUUGAUUUAUGAAGAAGUUAGAGGAGUUCUUAAGACUUUCUUGGAAAACGUCAUCAGAGAUGCUGUUACUUACACUGAACACGCCAAGAGAAAGACUGUUACUUCUUUGGAUGUUGUUUACGCUUUGAAGAGACAAGGUAGAACCUUGUACGGUUUCGGUGGUUAG
Messenger RNA from Meyerozyma guilliermondii ATCC 6260, 312 nucleotides. RefSeq names its product histone (gene HHF1). Gene Ontology annotation, cellular component: nucleosome. Bases 1 to 312 code for a protein of 103 amino acids. NCBI's taxonomy places the organism in Eukaryota, Fungi, Ascomycota, Pichiomycetes, Serinales, Debaryomycetaceae. Gene Ontology annotation, molecular function: DNA binding; structural constituent of chromatin; protein heterodimerization activity. The record is from RefSeq and is a predicted model, not a curated record. Gene Ontology annotation, biological process: nucleosome assembly. The transcript has a single exon.